CAAACCCACCAAAUACAAAUACGAUCAUAUUUGUAUACUGAACAUAAUCUGUCCUCGGCCCUGCGCAUGAAGCUCGGAUUGAGGGACUCUUUGUCCACUGGCUCCUAUUAAAUAGAAACGCAGCAUUUAAACAAGUUUACUUUCAGAUGUCGGUUAUUACAACGGUCAGUAUUUAUAAUAAAUGUUGCCAUUUUGAAAAGAAAUACCCAGAUUAGCCGUUAAUAAUUAAACAAAGGUUUAUUCCGUGCAUAUAACAAGCAGUGGACCUUAUACCAACGACAAAACGCCAGUUUCACUAGAAAAAUAAGAUAUUUUGGAAGUAUCUACUUUUUUAAGCGGACGCGUCAAAUCCCGUGGCACCGCCUCCCGUCGCCACCGGAUAAUUCGUGUUGACUCCGAUGAGUGGAGGGUCGCCACGGCCGGAAUUAUGUGUUUUAAGUGCAGUAUCGUCCUCUAAACACCUCCGGAGUACACUCACCAACGUCUCGCCUCGUCCCGGACCGCGGUGCAGCGAUGGGCCCGCCGCAGCUCAAGGAGUUCGUGUCCCCGCCGGAGUGUCCGGUGUUCGAGCCCAGCCGGGAGGAGUUCUCCGACCCCUUCGCCUACAUCAACAAAAUACGAGCGAUAGCCGAGAAAACGGGGAUCUGCAAAGUCCGACCGCCUCCCGAAUGGCAGCCACCAUUUGCCUGUGACGUGGACAGACUGCAAUUCACACCGCGGAUUCAAAGGCUGAACGAGUUGGAGGCUCAGACCAGAGUCAAGCUCAAUUUUCUCGAUCAAAUAGCAAAGUUCUGGGAGCUGCAAGGAUGCACCCUGAAGAUUCCUCACGUGGAGAGGAAGAUCCUCGACCUGUACCUGCUCAACAGGUUGGUGAACGAGGAGGGCGGCUUCGACGCCGUCUGCAGGGAGCGGCGCUGGAGUCGGAUCUCGGUCCAGAUGGGCUUCGCUCCGGGGAAGGCCAUCGGCUCCCACCUGAGGGCCCACUACGAGAGGAUCCUGUACCCCUACAAGCUGUUCAAGACCGGGGCCAACCUCCUGAAGGCCACCCUGACCAACGACACAAAGGACAAGGAGUACACGCCCCACGACCUGCCCCAGAGGCAGUCGGUGCAGCCCCAGGAGACCUGCAGCAUCGCCCGCCGCGCCAAGCGCAUGAGGGCUGAGCGGGGCUACGUGGGGAUGGACUCGGAGGAGGACUGUGAGAACCGGCCCAACCUGAGACGGCGGGUGGGGACGUACUCCACCAAGCAGGAGGGCGGGAGGAUGUCCUCGGGGCCGGUGAAGCAGGAGCCGGUUCUGUACCAGGACCCCCUGGACGACAAGGAGACGGUCCUCGACCGGAGGAACGAACCCGGGGUGGACCAGUACAUGUGUCUGGUCUGCGGCUGCGGGACUGCGGAGGACCGCCUGCUGCUCUGUGACGGCUGUGAUGACAGCUACCACACCUUCUGUCUGAUCCCGCCCCUCCACGACGUCCCCAAGGGGGACUGGAGGUGCCCCAAGUGCCUGGCUCAGGAAUGUGGAAAGCCUCCAGUCGCUUUCGGCUUCGAGCAGGCCAGCAGGAACUACAACCUGCGGACGUUCGGAGACAUGGCGGACUCCUUCAAGUCGGACUACUUCAACAUGCCGGUCCACAUGGUUCCCACGGAGCUGGUGGAGAAGGAGUUCUGGCGCCUGGUCAGCACCAUCGAGGAGGACGUCACGGUGGAGUACGGGGCAGACAUCGCCUCCAAGGAGUUUGGCAGCGGCUUCCCCGUGAAGAACGGGCAGGUGGAGGUCUCCGGGGACGACGAGACCUACCUCACCAGCGGCUGGAACCUGAACAACAUGCCCGUGCUGGACGCCUCGGUGCUGACCCACGUCACGGCCGACAUCUGCGGCAUGAAGCUGCCCUGGCUGUACGUGGGCAUGUGCUUCUCCUCCUUCUGCUGGCACAUCGAGGACCACUGGAGCUACUCCAUCAACUACCUGCACUGGGGCGAGCCCAAGACCUGGUACGGGGCCCCGGGCUCCGCCGCCACGCAGCUGGAGGGGGUGAUGAAGAAGCUGGCCCCGGAGCUGUUUGAGUCUCAGCCGGACCUCCUGCACCAGCUGGUCACCAUCAUGAACCCCAACACGCUGAUGAACAACGGGGUCCCGAUCUACCGCACCAACCAGUGCGCCGGUGAGUUUGUCAUCACGUUCCCGCGGGCCUACCACAGCGGGUUCAACCAGGGCUUCAACUUCGCCGAGGCGGUCAACUUCUGCACCAUGGAUUGGAUGCCCAUCGGGCGGCAGUGCGUGGACCACUACCGGCAGCUCAGCCGCUACUGCGUCUUCUCCCACGACGAGAUGGUCUGCAACAUGGCCGCCAAGGCCGACCACAUGGAGGUGGAGCUGGCCUCCGCGGUGCAGAAGGAGAUGGCCGUCAUGAUCCAGGAGGAGGAGGAGCUGCGGGGGAAGGUCAACGCCAUGGGCGUGUCGAGGUCCCAGCAGGUGGACUACGAGCUGCUGCCCGACGAGGAGCGGCAGUGCCUCAAGUGCCGGACCACCUGCUACCUGUCGGGCAUCACCUGCCCCUGCAGCCCCGGCAAGCUGGUGUGUCUGCACCACGCCCAGGACCUCUGCUCCUGCCCGCCCAGCGGAUACACCCUGCAGUGUAAGUUCACGCUGGCGACGCUGUACCCCAUGAUGGCGGCGGUGAAGCAUCGCGCCGAGUCCUUCAAGAACUGGGUCGCCAGCGUCCAGGACAUCCUGGAGACCAAGGCCAAUAAGAAGAGAGGCCUGGAGGAGCUCCGCAGCCUGGUGGAGCAGGCGGAGGCCGGCGCCUACCCCAAGACGGACCUCCAGCGGCAGCUCCGGGCGCUCACGCUGGACGCGGAGAAGUGUGCCUCCAUGGCCCAGCAGCUGCUCAACGGGAAACGCCAGACCAGGUACCGCUCUGGAGGCGGGAGGACCCAGAGCCAGAACGAGCUGACGGUGGAGGAGCUGCGGUCCUUCGUGACCCAGCUGGACGGCCUGCCCUGCGUCAUCCGCCAGGCCCCCCUCCUCAAGGACCUCCUGACCCGCGUGGACGACUUCCGGCAGCAGAGCGAGCGGCUGCUGUCGGACGAGGCCCCCAGCGCGGCCGGCCUCCAGGAGCUCCUGGAUGUCAGCCUGGGCCUGGACGUGGAGCUGCCCCAGCUGCCCCUGCUGCGGGAGCGGCUGGAGCAGGCCCGCUGGCUGGAGGGGGCGCAGCGGGCCAGCGGGCGGCCCGACAGCCUCUGCCUGGACACCAUGAGGCGGCUGAUCGACCAGGGCGUGGGCCUGGCCCCGCACGGCUCCGUGGAGAGGGCCAUGGCGCGGCUGCAGGAGCUGCUGACGGUGUCGGAGCAGUGGGAGGAGAGGGCGCUCAGCCUCAUGGAGGCCAGGCCGUUUCACAGCAUGGAGACCCUGGAGGACGCCCUCCAGGAGGUGGAGAACAUUCCGGCCUUCCUGCCCAACUGCAUGCAGCUGAAGGAGGUGGUCCUGAAGGCCAAGGACUGGCUCCAGGAGGUCGAGGCCCUGCAGGUGGGCGGUCGCAUCCCCGUGCUGGACAGCCUCUCGGAGCUGGUGGUCCGGGCGGAGGACAUCCCGGUGUGGCUGGACCCGCUGACCCGGCUGGAGGCGCUGCUGGCCGACGUGCAGACCUGGAAGGAGAGCGCCGCCAAGACCUUCCUCGUGAAGAACUCCUCGCUCUCCCUGCUGGAGGUGCUGACCCCCCGGUGUGACGUGGGCGCCGGGUCCCAGAAGAGCCGGUCGAAGAAGAGCAAGGAGGCAUCGCCGGGCUCCCGGAGGGACUCGGCCAAACUGGACUCUCUGAGCGAAGUGGAGCGAGCUCUGUUGGAGAGCAAGGACUCCGCCUCGGCCAUGACCACGCUGGAGGACGUGCGGCAGAGCGAGAUGGAGGUCCUGCUGGCGCUGCGGGCCGCCAACGAGUCCAAGCUGCUGUCUGCCGCCGACGGCAGCGAGGAGCUCAGCGUGUGUCUGUGUCACAAGGGCCCGUCGGGCGGCAUGCUGCAGUGCGAGCUCUGCCGCGACGUCUUCCACAGCGACUGCGUCACCACGGCCUCGGAGCUGGAGCAGGACCAGGCCUGGCUGUGCCCCCUGUGCCAGCGUUCCCGGAAGCCGCCCCUGGACCGGGUGCUGCCCCUGCUGGCCUCGCUGCAGCGGAUCCGCGUGCGGCUGCCCGAGGGCGACGCCCUGCGCUUCCUGAUCGAGCGGACGGUGCGCUGGCAGCACAGGGUCCAGAUGGCCUGCACCGACGGGCUGCUGGACGACCUGGCCGGGGUCGGCGUCGCCGGGGGGAAGGCGAAACAUUGGCACUGGUGUCUCUCUGCACUUUUGGGGAAGAGCGGUUCUUCAGACUUCUACUCGGAGCACCUAUCCAUUCCACUGCUGGGUCUGGGCACGGAGCUGGAGGAGCUGAUGGGGGAGGGCUUCCUGCUGCAGGUCACGCUGCCCGAGACGGACCAGCUGUACAGAUACCUGUUCCACAAGCUGGCCAUCCCGCCCCCCCCCAGCCCGGCCUCGUCCACCCAGGAGCCCCCGGAGCAGCAGCAACACCACUCCAGGAAGGGGAGCCCGCACCGCACAUCGAACGGGAGUUCCUGCCACAAGAAGGACUCCGGGAAAAGCAAACGGACCAAGCGGCGCAAGGACAGCACAGACUCCCACCCCCGGGACAGGGUGAAGAAGUCCCGCAAGAAGAAGUCCAAGUCGGGCAAGGAGAAGAGCCCGGAGGUGAAGAGGUCUCCGUCGCCCAGCAACACGCCGUCGGAGACCCUCCCCUCGGACCCCCUCGCCUCGGACUCUGAGGACGAGGAGGAGGACUAUUCGCUGUGUGCGGCGCCUUGGUGCCGGGAGCCCGGGGGCGACGAGGUGAACUGGGUCCAGUGCGACGGCACCUGCAACCAGUGGUUCCACCAGGUGUGUGUGGGCGUGUCCGCCGCUCAGGCGGAGAAGGACGACUACAUCUGCAUCAGCUGCACGCAGCCCGACUACGACCGGGGAGAGUGAGGCCGGCGACUGUUUCUUUGAAUGAUCUGACUCAGACCCCCCCACCCCCCCCCAGCGAGUGAAUAGAUGAACUUCUUGCCGUGUGGCGUACCCCCCCCCCCCCCCCCCCUCUUGGCUUGCCCUUAGUGACUUUGGUGCUGUUUACUUUUUUCCAGAUUUCCAAACUACUUCUGUCGUUGUUUUGUCACGGUUGCUGGUUUCACAGCCAAUAAAUUUAACUUUUCAAAACUUUCCAGGACUUGAUGCAGAUUGUAGAAAAAAAAAAAACGGCCGAUGUUUCGAGAACCAACUGUGCAGGGAUUUUUCAACCAAAAAAAGGUCUAUUUGACAAACUUUUGGAACUUCCUGAUUUUUAUAUGCUAAUGAACAACGGGAAAGUCGUCUUUCUCUUGUAGAGUUAAUAUUAUUUAUCUGAGUGGUGGGACUGAGCUUAUUAAUUGAAUCUCGGUUUCCCUAUGAACUAUAUUUGUGCUUAGAAGUUCUUUGAUAGAAUGCUUUUUGAUGAAAGUCUAACCUAAAACGUCCUAGUGCGUACGGUCCACAGUUCAGUCCUUGUUUGUGAUAAUAACAUGUGAGUUGUGAUGCUGGUAGGUGCAGUGUACCUACUACGUUAGGUAUCAGACCUGCAUGAGUUAAUUUUCCUUUAUAAUUUAAGUUGGACUCGUGUUGUUUCAUAGCGUUCUGAAAUCACUAACUUUGUAAGAGGAGUUUCUUGUUUUCAGGUGGAUUGUAGGAAAGCAUUAAAUUCUUGUCAUUAAAGCAUUCAGAUAAUUAUUGCAAUCACGUGAUCGGACUGUGCAUCGUCACGGGAACGUAAGGUUUGUCUUAUGGUAGACUUUCCAUUUAAGCUCUAGGAAGAAAAUAAUAUGUGUUGGACUUAGAGUUAACACAAACUGUGUGAUUUAACUGCCACGGGUAUAUGACCUUUUUUGCUCCUUUUGGUAAAUAAUAUAAUUCCUAUGUUGCAGUUUGCAUUAUAAAAUAAAAAAUGUGUUCCCAUA
Messenger RNA from Gadus morhua (Atlantic cod), 6017 nucleotides. It is a transcript of the gene kdm5ba, whose product is annotated as lysine demethylase 5Ba. The record is from RefSeq and is a predicted model, not a curated record. The transcript has 27 exons. Lineage: Eukaryota; Metazoa; Chordata; Actinopteri; Gadiformes; Gadidae. Bases 514 to 5016 code for a protein of 1500 amino acids. Gene Ontology annotation, molecular function: DNA binding; histone H3K4me/H3K4me2/H3K4me3 demethylase activity. Gene Ontology annotation, cellular component: nucleus; chromatin. Gene Ontology annotation, biological process: regulation of DNA-templated transcription; chromatin remodeling.